UGAAGCCUAAACGAGAAGCGCUUAGCAUUACACCAUUCGCUCCACUUUCGAGCACAUUAAAACGAAUAAUCUAUAAUGUCUUUCAAUGUACCAAUACCGUACAAACCGCAGUCAACGCAAUUGUGAUAGUUUGGUCGUAAAGCCGCUUAUGUUCUAGUAACGCCCAGCCUUUUAGGGUUUAGCAGUAAGCUAGCAAGUAAGCUAACAGUGUGCUAGCAUCACUUCCUGGUUGCACAACAGUAUCGUUGAAACGCUGAGACAAAACCAGUUUUUCAGCCGAGAUAGAAAAAAGAUAGCUGUAGAAAGUAUGUUUCAUUGGGCUAAUUGAUACGGUUUAAACCUCUGGUUUAUCACAUUGGGAUCAAACUAAUUGUAUAUGUCGGUGAAAAGCAGUGAAGCUAUGAAACGGAUAUCUAAGUGUUCAUAAACCGAGAGGAAAGCAGAAACGCCAGCCAAUGCCUCGCCUUCAUGGAGAAUGACACUACAAUAUCGAAAGAAGGUCUUCUUGAGCCAGUGCUUUCAGGCUCAGUAACCUUUGAAAGCAGUAUCUUGGCUCCUCUUCAUAACAAUUAUUUGUACGAGGAGUCUAAAGAGUCUUUUACCUACAAUUCAGCACAGCUGAUCAAAAAUGCAGCUCUGCAAAAAAGAUAUUCUGCCUUUCGUGCUGAAAAACGUGAACAUGGUUACUCUGAAGAGGAACUUGAGGAAUCGUUUGGCUUCUUGUUGCUUGAUGACAAGUCUAGGGCUAACAGACUUGCGGAAACAGGCCUAAUUGUCGGGCAAGGGACGUGCACCACUCUGGGAGAUUGUUCAAAGGGGGUAUAUAUUUCAAAGUACUCUGACUGCCUUGACCUAAAGCGUUGGUACGAUGGCAAGACCGGUUACAUUGUUCUGUUAAAAUUGACAAAGGGUCGAGUGAAGGAAGUGACAGAAAACUAUACCCAAAACUUCACACCUCCAACUGCCGGGUUUGACUGCCAUGUAUCAGAGCAGCUUCAAGCAGUGUGUGCAACCACCAGCUUCUUUCUUGCAUUCGAAAGGACUCAGUAUUAUAUGUAUGAGCUGGUGGAUGGAGUGGAAAAGGUAGAGCCAUGCCCAAGGCAUGUGUGUCCAUUUGCCAUUGUGGCUUUCUCCUAUGGAAAAACUGCCAUUUCUUUAGAAUUAAAAGAGAAAAGCCAAGAAAAAUCAUCAUUUCAUUACCAACCCUGGAGUGGCCAGCUACAGAUCGAGUCUGUUUUCUUCAACAUUGGGUUGAAGUCUAACCAUGGAGCAAUGUUCCCAGCAAAUCUCCCAAAAACAGUUAAAGUUGAUCGUGUCAUUGAAGUCUCUGCACUAAGGAAGAUAUUGCCCCAAGCAGUUUUUGAAACUUCUCCUGUUAACGAAGUUUCAUUAGAUGGCAAAUGGUUUAGUAUGUAUGAUGUCGUCUCCCUUGAAGCAAGAAAUGACCUAGAUUUCUUAACUCAGGGGUUGAAGGAGAAGGACCUGGCCCUUGUUAUAUGUUUGGAGGAUGGUGGUUUUCUUGUAUUUUUACAUUCAUCCAAUUUCCUCUCCUAUGAAGGUGCAGGAACCGAUAAAGCCUUUGCUCUUCAAGGAAUGUUUGUUUAUCCUGUCUCCAGAACUGUGCCAAGAGAGACAAAGAGUGGAUACCACAAGACUAAUACUCCAUUGGAGGUUCUUCAAGUUCUCCCUGCCCUAAAUUAUGCUGAAUUAGAAAUGGAGAAGUGUCCUCCAAAGCAGGAUGAGGAGCCCCUUGGUAUAAUGGAGAAACAUUUGCAAAACUUUGCUGCUCUUAUUUUUCCAGGUUUAACUAGCAGCCCUAGUAGGGAGGCUAGUAUGUUUCCUGAUCAGUAUGAUGUACCUGAAGGUUUUCCUCUAAUUGCUCCAAAGUUGACAGAACAGACUGGAAGUCGCCUCAGGAUAUAUUUAAAAAGUCCGUGCAGUUUUCAAAUCCCACUGGCGAGGGCACAGGAACUCCUUGCUGCUGGAAAACAGCAGCGCAGUGAUGAUCAGGACGACGAUGUCUAUUACUGUAUCUCAUCACCUGAUGCCCCUCAGACUCCUGCUGAUCUGGUUAUGGAAAGAGAUAUGCCUAAUGAAACAGAUACUUUUAUUUGUAUUAAUGUUUCUGAGGAAGUGAAAAAGAAUGCUGAGCAGCAAGCUGAAACAGAACUGACUGAUGCUGAACAGAGUGUUUUGAUCGCUGCUGAACAGAGUUUUUUGAACGCUGCCAAACAGAGUUUUUUGAUCGAGGAAGUGAAAACACCUUGUGCUGCAGUGGUUGAAACACCUGAUGAUAACCCUGUGGAUAGGGCAGACCCUUCACCCAUGUCAGGUGACCUCCCCACAGAACACUAUAUUCAGAACAUUCAAGCAGUUGAUACUGCUCAGUACAGUGAGAAAAGUUCAGAGUGUGUCUCAGCCAAUGACAAAUGCGGCGGAGAGGCGUCUUCCGGGGCAUCUUUCACAGAAACCGUUCAGACCACCAGCGUGGCCAUGCCUUCCUCAGAAAUCGGAGAUGAUGCCUCAACUGUGGCAUCUAAUUCUGAGAUGGAAGUCGAUCAUUCACACAAAGUAAACUGUGUAUCCGAUAUUCUUCCUAUGGUUGGAGGUCAGAUACCUGUUACAGAAAAAUUACAGGAAGCUGACCUUCCAACAUCCAUUUCACCUCCUACCACAUCAGUAAAUCGGACUGAAGCAUUAAUCGAAGGCUGUAAAGAAAUACAGCCAGAGGCAAGCAGUAACGUUCCUGCUAAAUCCAAGCCAAACCGGCGUGGAAAAAGGAGAAGAAGGAAAGGUAUAAAACGCAAUACUAACAAAGUCAGUCAAAUUACAACCCCACUACAAAACACUACUUUAUUAUCUUCCCCUUCAACAGAAGCUACUCCUGAGUGGGGUAGUAGCAGUGAGACAAUACAUUCCUCACCUAGCACACCAAAAAAAGAUUGGCGUUCUCUCCCCAGACGCAAGAGGCACUGGAAUGCCGAUGUUAGUACAAAGCGAACACUACGCUCAGGUUUAAAAAGCACUGAAAUGCCAUGUGGUAAAACUGAUGAGACUGAGAAAAAUAGCACCAAUACAAACCUUACUGUUACAACAAACAUGCCCAGUACACCAAAACGAAAAAUGGAAGGAAUUACUAUGAGAGAACGAUAUGGCCUUAAGACAAUAAUCACAGACUGUGGCUCUGUCUUUGUCCCCCAUGGCUCUGAAGUUGCUCCUGGGGACAUAAAGUCAAACGAAAACCAGCAAGCUCAAGAGUCAUCCUCUGUUACAACCAGCAGUCCUAUAGGGGGGAAGCCGACGACUUCACCAACACGGGAUAAACCGCAGCCAUUAGAAAUAGAAAACACAAGUCAGCAUAAUCCCCAAACGCAGCUACAAAACAUUUCAGUGAAUCCAGUUAAAGCACAGUCCUCUGGGGAGAUUACUGAGAAAGUUUCUGAAAACUCUGACCAAUCAUCUGUCCUGGAUUCGACUGAAAAAACUAAAAGCACAACAAAAGACCAUGUGUACAGGGCAAUAUCCAUAAGUAAACUAAAGACAGUGCUCAAACGAUCAAAAAGGACUAAAUCUCCUACUGCACAGAAUAACGGGAAAUCAAUAUCAGAUAAUACAGAGCCUAAACUGAAAAGAGGGAAACCAAGCAACGUAGAGUUGCCAGACAAAGGCAAACAAGAAAACACAUUACAGCAUAAUCCCGAAUCCACCGGGAACCAAGAGCCUGUGGAAAAUACACCGUCUAAACCACUCCUGAGGACCACCUUGUCUCAGGAGAUGCGGAGCUCAAAGUUCUCAAAAGAAAACGGUUGCAACAUAUUUGAGAACGUUUCCCUUAAGGAAAUAGUUAAACAAGCUGACCAAACGCUCACGUCUGAGCCAGUAGAGAAUAUGGUAGGAGAAAAGUGCCUACCUAGUUCUGAUGGUCAAUGCAAUAAAGAGGAUGUUGCUGUUGGCAUGCCUGCACCUUCGGAUGCUCUUAAUCUCCUGGCUGAUUUGGCUCUCAGUGUAAAUAGCGAUAAAAUGUUGCCUAAAUUUGGAGGAAAACACCUUGGAGCCAAGACCAGUAGCUCGCCUUUUCCUCAAGUCUUUCAUCCGUUGAAAUCCCCAUUUGCAAGAUUUAAAUUACCUGAUAAAUCUCCUUUUCCAGAGGGUCUUGUUGUGACUGGGGAUCUGAUCUUAGAGAUAUCAAGAGAGCAUUCUUAUUCACAGCCCUCUCUGCUGUCAAGUUUGGCAGGCAUAUGCCCCCAGGUUCAACCUCAAGUUCAGUGUGUUGAGUCUUGUCUGCCCAUGAAAUCUGACCUUCUGCUGAAGCUACCUGAUCUCGCUAAUUAUCCAGGCUUUCGUAACAAAGAAGACAAAAAUGGAUGGAAAUUCCUGCCAUCUCUCCCUGGAUCAGCUGUCAAGGCCAACGUAUGGAGUUCUCAGUUUCUUCGCUGUAGGACCAUAGUUGAAAAGGAGGGCUCUAUUCAAGUGACAAGGCAUUGGAAAGAAAACUAUGAUUUCAAAUAUGACAGCAAGUUCACAAAUGACAAGCUAGACAAGUGUGUGAUAAGAGCGCUGCAUGGCGACUGGGAUUUUAGCAUUGAAGACAGUUAUGAGCAGGUGCAUCUUAUCUUCCAUAUGUGGAUAGGCCUCUUUUACAGUAAACCCACUUCUAGGUUCUUUCACUUUGACCAAAUCGGCCCAGCAGUGGAAAAAAAGAAUCCUGAAAUGGCAUCACAGUGUGCUGUUCAGACUUCCACAUCACUGCCGGAUGUUGAAUUGACCUCAAAGGUGGACAAGCCUACUUCCGUAGAUCCUGUAUCGGAUGCGCUUGACCUUUCAGUGAAAGUGCCUGGGACUGAGGAUGACUUUACCACUGAAGAGAAUCUAACACCUACGUCUGGUAUACAAUCAAGAUUCGAACACAUGCCAGAUAUUAGACCCAGUUUAGACAAUUCCCUCAAUGUUCCCUCAGCAAGCAUUCUAAUGGAUUACAGAUCCACUGUGGAGGACGAAAAUUCCACAACUGAUCAUAAUGACUGCAGCGACGUGGAGGACGAUAUGUCCGGUGUCGUUGAAAGCACUUACGCAAAACUCUUGGAGAGCAACAGUGCAUACAAUCAGUUGUGUGGUCUUGCAUCAAACAUGAGAAUUGAAGUACAGAAAUUGUUGAAUGUGCAACAGAAUGAACCUGUUAGCAAGGACCUGUCUAUAUCAAAGCCAAUGAAUCUGAGCACUGAGACAAAGACUGUGGAGGUAUUCCACCAGGUUGUUGCCCCUGUCAAGCCUUUGAUUAUUUCUAAAGUGCCUGACACCAGAGCCUUUAAGUUCAACCUAAAGUCAUGGAGCUUUAAGGAAAAGAACAAAGGUGAAGCACCUGUAUCAGUGCACAGAGAGAGCGUAUCCAAAGAUGAGCAACGUGAAGGACAAGCUAAUAAGGAAAUACACGGAAAUACAUCAGUGUGUGUGUAUUCUGGUAAUAAUGAAAAGAAUGAGUCUGUACUUAAAACCAAUCCAGGAAGCUGUUCUGUUAUUUCUGUUUCUGUAAGUGAUAAAAAUGAUGCAAGAAUUGUAUUUAAAUCUGCACUUCUUACCAGGGAUGAAACACCUAUGGUCAUUCAUGACAAGAAUAGUAGUGCAACAGAGAAAUCUGUGUCCGAGAGAAAUAAUGAGGUAGUGUGUAAUGAUAUAGGAGACACAUCAGUGGAUGAGUUUAUUGUAAGUAUCCAGACAAAGCAGGAUAUCACACCAAUAGAUGUCAGAAAUGUCAAUGUUAAUGAAGAAGUAACAGAGAACGUUGGGCCUGUACCGGACGUCAUAGACAAAAUUCAUGUAGAUGUACCUCAUGUGAAUCAUAAAACAAAGGUGGUAGGAAAACCUUUCAGUCAUGACUGCAGUAAUACCACCGGAGAAGUGCUUAUUGAUGAUCAGAAAAAGGACAAAGAAACAUCUGUGACUGUAAGAAAUGACACCUCUGUUAAUGUACCUGAUGUGGUUAAGUCACAGGAGCUGGUUACAUCUGUAAGAGAUGACACAAGUUCACAUGAUGCCAGAAAUGACAUGCAUGAGGAGGUAAAUGUUAACGAUGAGGCCGACAUGGUUCUGACUAUGCCUGAUACCGGCGAUAUCCUGCCAGAGUAUGAUGAAGAAAAUACUGCUGAUGGGGAAUGUGAUGAGGACGGUAAUACCUCAGAUGAAGUUAAUUCUUUGGUGAACAUCAGAGAUGCAUCUGCUGACGUACAAGCUGAAGACGAAGAUGAGCUUGGAGUUAUAGAUGACAUACCUGUAGUUUUACAGGAUAUGAAUAACACAAACAAGAACGCCACUCUUGAGCUUGAUGCCAGAGCUGAUAUGUCAGCAGAUGUACAGGAUGUGAAUAAAUCGAACAAGGAAGCCAUAUCUGGGCUUGAUGUCAGAGACGACAAACCUCCAAACAUACAGGAUGUGUUACAGAAUGAAACCACAACGGAUAAAGAUGAAACCAAAUGUCAGCCUGACGUCAAAGACUGCAGCUCUUUGGAUAGACCGCACAAUGUGGAGUCGACAGAAGACAUGGAAGUCCAUGUAGAAAUCUCUGCCAUGGAGGAACAUGUGUCUGAAAAAGAUGAGAGAAAUGCAGAUGCAACAACUACUGAAAGUGUUAGAAAAACAGUAGCAGAGUCCCUGACUAAAUCCGACUCUGUGGAGAACAGCACUUUUGCUGAGUCUCAAGAUUGGACAGGUAGUGUAGAUAUGGAUAUGAGUGAUAUGGAUUCAGAAACUGAAAAUUCAGAAACGGUGCAUGCUGUGAACGACUCUUGUGGUGAAAGACACCCUGAAGCAUUUGAGGAAGACACUCUAAAGCUGCAAGAGUGUGAAAUGAAAACUGACUCACCUGUAGCAAGCAAUUGUAAAGAGCACAGUAGAGAAGGUGCUCAGCCAGGGAUAUCUGAGUAUUCAUCUGCAGAUCAUGUGAGCUCAACAUCCAGUCCGUUAAUUACUUUGGAGGAAGGCCAUAGUUUAUUGGCUGUUGGUGGUGCUUGCAUCCCAAAACAGAACGAUGGUGAAAGUGAUCAUGAUGCCCGUGUGGUUCAACAUGAAACACCUGGGGUCAAGCCGUACAAACCCACAAAAUAUUUAAACGAUGUGUUACCCAUAACUGAAAAAGGUAAACCAGAACCAUAUGAAAUAAAAGACUCUAGUAUCCAGGGCUCUAGCGAAAAAGCUGCGGAUUUAGACCGUUUCAAUGCCAAUGAAGAGUCAAGUAAAGACCCUAGAACUCUAGAGCUGGGCACUGAACAGAAACCUUUACUCCCCACAUUUUACAAUUCGGUUGCUAAUAGUUUUGAGCUGCACAAGAAUUUCGACAGCAUAGAUGCAUCUCCACCAACUCUGCAAAUAGACACUGAGGCAGAGAUGAACAGCAGGUGCUGUACCCCUACUCUGGAUGAACCAACAUAUCAUUGGGCUGAUGAGGUUUCAAAUAUUCAGGAAGGAAAUUUCCAGGACAUUUCUGAAACCGGGCACUACUGUGUAAAGAAUAACUCUACUAAUGCAUGGCUGGCACUUGAAAGUUCUGAGGAUUCUGAUUUAGAAGAGUCUGCAGCUCACAAAGAACAAAUCGUCCUUCAGGAUUCACUUUGGUCCUAUAAUAGGCACAAUUCCACAGUCAAAGAUACUGAUGAAAAUCAAACGUUUUUAGCUGACGACUACGUGCCUGAAGAGAAGACGGUUUAUUUAGACUGCAAAUCAGUUCCCACACCUAGAACAUCCAAAGAAAUAGAGCCUCAACAUGACCAGUUUGGUAGUUUUCCUGAGCAAUAUGAAGAUGAUUCCUAUGAAGAGCUUCCUUCAUCAUGGACACAUGGUGCCAACUUCAAAAGAAAGCAGCAAAAUGAAUGGUAUGCGCCUGACGAGGAUACACAUUACACAAACAGCACUUCUAUCCACAGGGAAGUUGCAUACAGGCCAAGAGAGAUUACAGAGAGUAAGUCAGACACUCCUGGCUGGGUACAAAGAACUCGUUAUUCAGAAUCCGUUCCCAAUGCCGACGAGUCAAAUGAAAGAGUUCUUUCUUUCAGACCUCCAGCAGGUUUAUCUGAAUCUAAUGAGGAGUCUGAGAGCCAGGGAUCAGAGCCAGUACAUUACAGUAAAAAGAAACAUAAGAGAAGGUUUUGUCAAAAUGAUCGGGGUAAAAAAGACUUUUAUGCAACUGUAGACCUCAGCAUAAAAAAGACCUUUUCAUGUAGUUCAGGUCAAUCGAGCAUUUCAAGGACACGAACAUCCAGCCCAUAUCAGCGUAAAGGAGAAAGCAAGCAGUCCUUUGACUGGCGCAGAUAUUUCAGGAGAGAGGGAAUAUUUGUGUCAAAGGGAGGCACCAGUGACCCGUUUCAUGAUCCACCUUCUUCUAUUAUCACAAUGUUUGAUAAGAAAGGGAACAGAGUGAUAUAUGAAAGUCCUUCCACUGAAAAGCGAUUAGCAGGCAUCCACGGUGCGAGUCCGAAUAUGGAAGAACAGAAAUCGAACUCUGUCACCCAGUCUUUAAUGGAACUCGAGUAUCUCGUCUUUUCAGAGAAGAUGACGCAUUUGCUCAAAAAUUAUAAGACUACCUCCAGAGCAAAACACCACCACAGACUAAAUAUCAGCCCUGUAGAAAAGCCUAUGACUAUUCAAUUUUCAAGACUUGAUGAGCAGAACAGCUUUUCUGCACUUGAUCAGACUUGGCCGACACUUUCUAAAUUUAAGAUCAACGUAGACAUGUCUGAAAGGAAAGCCUUAAAGAAGACUCCAAAUUACAGUAAGCCCUUGCAUCUCCAAAGCCUUUUCUGUGAAAGAGGCACUGAAGCAACUUGCUCAAAGUUAUCAGACAUAACGAAAGAGUGUUCAAAGUCAUACCACACCCUGAUGAAUGACAUUUGCAUUGGCAAGACUGUCCCUCAUCAGCACGAAGAGCUGAAAAGAAAAUGGGAUUCCGAGCGCGUUACAACCAGCAAGCAGUCUGGAUUCUGUGGUCGCAUCAAGAAAGACAUGUUUGAUCAUCUGCACGAUAAUUUAAACUCUAUUGUGAGGCAAGCAUGCAGAACCAAGUACAAGUUCUAUAUCUUUGUUACAUCAGCGGACCCCUUUUUUGAGGAAACCAAGGAUCUGUUGGAAGCUGAGGGCCACACUGCAGUUGAGCCAUAUCAGUUUGAAUCUGAUGCCAACGGGCAAACUCCUCUACUUAUUAUACUGAGAAACGAGGAUAUUGCAGAACACAUAUUUGAGGUUCCACAUUUGCUUGAGUUAAAGAAGUCAUCCAGAGUUCUGUUUGUGGGCAUCGAUCAGCCUGACGAUGUUGUAAACCUCACACACCAAGAGCUUUUUGCAAAAGGAGGAUUUGUGGUUUUUGAUGAAACCGCACUGGACACGCUGAGUUUAGAAAACAUGAAAAAGUUUGUGGGCAUUAUGGAAGAACUAGAUAAAAAAGGGAAGUGGAAAUGGUUUCUACACUACAGAGACAGCCGCAAGUUUCGGGAAAAUGCAAGGGGCUGUCCUGAAGCCCAAAGGAGAAGGCAAUUCAUAGACUGCUGCCAGGAAGCAGGAAUAGUGGAGGUCUUACCUUAUCAUGAAUGUGACGUCAUUUCACGGGACAAGCCAGACUUCCUUCGCUGUCUAGUUCGUCUCCAGAUCCAAAACAUCUCAGCCCGGUUCCCUAUUUUCAUUACAGACAAACCGGAUGAGUCUUUUGAGAAGAAUGGGAUUUUAACUAUGAAUAUUUACACAUUCUCACGGAUUCUUUCAAAUGACACAUGCUCAGUUUCAUAAACUGGUAGCUAAAAUGGGGUCCUAGCACUCUGAAACCCCUACACGUUGUUUUUUGUUUGUUUGUUUUUCUGUACAAAUUGAAUUCUUAAUCAACAGAUAUUGAGUGCUUGUUUUUUUUUGUUUUUUUUUUCCCUAAAGUGUAAAUAGUAUAUGUUCUGCUUGGUCUGUAACUAUUUAUAUUGUAGCCCCAAUUAAAGUUUUCAGUUGGAGGCUUCAUGUAUAAAGUUUGAUAUGUAUUAAUUUUAAAUAUUUUAAAAAAAAAAAAAAAAAAAAAAAAUCAGUGAUAUUUUAG
Tachysurus vachellii is the source of this 10057-nucleotide messenger RNA. RefSeq names its product transcription activation suppressor family member 2 (gene tasor2). The coding region runs from base 469 to 9765 and encodes 3098 amino acids. The record is from RefSeq and is a predicted model, not a curated record. Gene Ontology annotation, cellular component: nucleoplasm. The transcript is spliced from 22 exons. NCBI's taxonomy places the organism in Eukaryota, Metazoa, Chordata, Actinopteri, Siluriformes, Bagridae. Gene Ontology annotation, biological process: negative regulation of gene expression, epigenetic.